AUGGCGCACCCAAACGGUCAACCGGCAUACUACGGCCAGCCGAAUAACCCCCCGGCCUCUUCUCAGCCAUCCACCGGUCGCUACGACAACUAUCUCACCCAGGGGAUUCCAACUUCAAACCAACAGCUCCCGAGGCGAAUGCCAAGCUACAAUGCUGGCGAUGAUUCGCAGAUGCUCAACGCUUCGCGGAUGCACAAUGCGCAAGCGACCGGUACCAACGCGCAAUACUCGGUGCAAAGCAACGCACACAACAGUGUCGUGGGACAAACAGGCUAUAGCGUCUCACCGGGGGCAUACGAUGAUGACUCGUCCGGGUUUUCGCACACUUCAUCCGACCAGUCGCGCAUGUCGCCCACUCGUGCCUCGUCGCAUACGUCCUCAAGCGUGUCCAGCCAUGGGUAUCGGUACCCGGUCUCCUCCAAUCAACCAGCAUACAACCCCCAACAAUACGGGAUCCCUCAAUCACAAACCCAGCCCAACCUCAGUUAUAAUCCUUUGACAUAUACCGCCCCUAGCAGCAAUAUCACGUAUUCCAAUUCCGUGUCCAGUCAUCAGCCAUACAACCCAGCCGCAUACCAGCCUGCUGCGGUGAGUGGGUUGAAUUCGCCCACCCUCAUGCGACGACCUAGUGAAGCCUCCCAUUAUGGACAAGCUCCUGCCACCCCGCAGUCGUAUGGCUUCUCUCCCCAGCCUCCCCCGAUCCCUCCACGUGGGCCCGACCAUCCUUACGGCAGUCGUCCUGCCCCAUAUUUGACAACCUCUACCUCCUCUCAGCAGGUCACGACGAAUGUUCCCACACCGCAUCAGGCUGCGACGUCCCCGACCUCGAACUCAUCAGGAUCGUACAUGUCUCAAUCUACAAGCCGUCCUUAUUUCCCGGUGGCCCGUGGCUUUGGAUACGACUCGCCCUAUCCGACUCCAACCCAACCCCCCGUCGCAAGCAGCAGCUAUGAGGAACAACCACCAGAGCCGCCAGUGCAUCAGCCACAAGGCAAUGGAGUCUAUGGCAAGGGACCUGGUCUUUCUCAUUCGACUUCUGGCCGGGCUCUACCCACUCCACCGGUACAGCAGGACUUACCAAUUCUACCCCCAAGGCGAACUGAUACCCUCACCCGACAUCCUCAAGCACGACCUCUUCCCGGACCACCAGUUGAUUCCGAAACCGCCUCUAAUGGCUUGCCAGCUUCCAUUCAGACCCACAGCAAUGGCGAACUAAUGAAAGAGCUCGAGUCAGCAGUGAUGGAUACUCAGGCGACAUUCAAUAGACGCCAUAGUUCACGAACAUCACAGUACGGUUCAGCUGCAAACGUGCGACUAUCACCCGAUGAGCAGCAUACCCAUACCAACGGGAGUGUCUCUGCGGGAACUGAGUACCAUGUCAAUUACGAUGCAUACAGCGAUGAAAGUGAGGCGGAGGCAGAAGCUGGCCUCGCUAUGCUGCGUAUGGCUGAGGAAGAGGAACAGGCUCGCCAAGACCGAGAACGAGAACGUCUUCAUGACCGUGCUCGACGUGAGACUAAUGCGUCUGUCCAUAGUUCCCACUCCCAGGGCUCCCAUAUGUCAGCGAAAGGCUAUUCGCCGCAGCAGUUGUCUCCACGUGCGCAUUCUCCACGCGACACCUCUCCAAACUCGGAUCCAAGCGAGGACAACGAGUUCAUUGGUCAUGACUUAGCUCUCUAUGGGGGUGGCUAUCAAGGGAACCUCCACUAUGGAGAAGACCCGACUCGCAAUUCGGGGGAUUUCUCUGAUCCCACAGCAAGUGGAGGAUUCCAGCGCUCUCGUGACUCUGUCAGGAGCCCUAAUCUUUCUCAUGGCGAACGAGGGGGAGAAUCGUAUGACGACUAUGAGCAUCCUCCAAUCGCUUAUGAGUACGCCAAUCGUUUACACCACAUUCCACCAAAUGCUCGGGUGGAUGCUGGAGGUACUGGUGGCCUUUCUGCGCCUGGUUAUUAUCAUCGUCGUAUGAGUUUCGAUUAUGGCGAGGAUGGUGAUAGCCCUUAUGAACAAACCCCAGAAGGUGAUGAGUCCGGUGAUGAGAGUCCGCACCGCGCGGCUCAUGAAGAUUUAUUCUUCCAUCCCGGCAUGCGCCCAUUGCCCCCCGCCCCCGUUGAACCCGCUGCUGGCGCCGAUCUCUACAGCCAUCUGAUGCCUGCAGGCACGUACCGGACUCCAGAACAGGGCGAGAUGCAGGUUGCCCAACAGUAUAGACUCCCACCCCUGACUACAUCUGUGGACUCUUAUGGAGAGCCGAUGCUCAGUCCAUCUCAAGUUCCACGGUCGUCGUCUUUGUCGACGCCCAUUGGACCCCGUACUGAUCCGCCUAUCAGAUCGAAGACCGAUGCGGACCGCGCUAAGUACAAGCAGCAGCAGGAGUUCUUGAAGCAGUUACAGCAGAAGGAUCUGCCCAAGAUUGACCCUGCUGAGGCGGCUGCUACUAUGGCGUUGGACCUGCCGACCAUCCCUGCGGGACGUCGCAAGAAGUUCAACCCUACAAAGUUGUCUUCCGAGCAAUUCAAGAAGUGCACUAAGCCCUGGGCGCUGAGUUCCAUUUUGGCUUGGAUCAAGGAUUUGAGUCAGGACGAGACAGACCUGAGAGAACAGGCCUUGGUAGAUGCGAUUGUGGCUCUGUUUACCCACAAGGUUCCUACGAUGAACAUUACGGAGGCUGAGACUCUCGCGGCUCGAGUCGUCAGCGGCAUGCUGAAGGAAGAAGCUUUGGUCAAAGACGAGGAGUGGGUCAAGUUCAGCAGCGGAGAAAUCUCCGGUGUUCUGUUCCAAAUCACUGGUACUGGGUGCUACUCGCCGAAACUCCAUGAACAAGAGAUGCAUAUUCAAGAUAUCGAUUCACACGGGCGGUGCUAUUCUCAUCACUGCAUGCGGACCUUGAAGAAAGUCAACUUGAAAACCCAAAUGAUGGCCCCUCAGAAGAAGGUCGAAGAUUGGGUGACCUUUUACAAGGUGCCCAAAGAAAUAUGGGAAUCGCACCCGAAGAAGGAGAUCGAUCGUCAAAACAACCUACACGAGAUUGUGACCACCGAAGACGCUUAUAUCGGCCAGCUGGAUGUCCUGCGGGAACUUUACCGUGACCAGCUAGCCCAUAUGAAUCCACCUAUUAUCCCCAUCAAACGCCUGCCCAAAUUUCUGGCUGACGUUUUUGGCAAGGUUGACAUGGUAAAAAGAGUCAACGAGGACUAUCUGUUAGCGCAGCUCAAGUACCGCCAGAAGGAACAGGGACCCUUCAUCGCAGGUUUCAGCGACAUCUUCCGCGAGUGGAUUCGCAAGGCUAAAAAUGUCUACAUUGACUAUGCUGCAACGUUCCCCUUUGCAAACUAUUACGUUCGCAAAGAGGCUGAUCGCAAUCCUCAGUUCAUGGCAUUCUUGAAUCAGGUCCGUGACCACAAGCUGUCCAACCGUCUAAGUUGGGACACUUAUCUCAAGUCCCCUAUUACGCGGAUCCAGCGCUACACCUUACUGCUGGCUACUGUGCAUAAGAACAUGCCUAAGGAUUCGGAGGAAAAGGCCAACCUCGCGCAGGCCAUUGAAGAAAUCAAGGUUGUGGCUCUCGAAUGUGACAAUAAAGUGGGCGAGCAGACUAAAAAGACCGACUUGAUGGACCUUGCAAGCAAACUACAGUUGCGACCAGAGAUGAAGAAGGAGGUGGAACUUAACCUCGAUCAUAUGGGCCGUGAAAUCAUCUUCAGAGGUGACCUCCAGCGACCCGGCACGCGAACUCGAUUCCUGGUCGAUACACAUGCAAUUCUCUUUGACCACUACCUUGUCCUUGCAAAGUCGUUCACAGCACGAGAUGCAACCCGCGCCAUUAAAUAUGAACGCUACGAUGUUUCAAAACUGCCCAUUCCUAUGGAUCUUCUAGCUCUCGAGAGCACAAAAGACGACCCUGUUGUCAAAUCUGCUGUCCGAGGUGUUGCGACAGUGACUCCCGCACAGGGCGGCAUUGGCCCCUUAAACAAUGGCGGUGCUACUGGUACCAACGGUGCUACCGCAACUCUUGAUUCGAAGGACGACGGGAUCCUCUACCCCUUCAAGAUCAAGCAUCUUGGCAAAGAAGGCACCUACACUCUCUAUGCUUUCUCGGCAAGCAGCCGCGCAGACUGGUGCGAGAAGAUAAUCGAGGCCAAGACCAAGCAUGCUGCAGCACUAUUCUCGCAGAACGCCGAACCCUUCCGCCUGCGGGUGCUUGCAGACACUGCCUUCGCAUACUCGGACCAAAGCAAUGGCUCGAAGAGUGUCAUGAUAAAGGGAACCCCGCUGCAUCGUGCCAUAAAAGAGGUCGAGAAGAAGUUCUCCGAAACUCCAACUCGCCCUGCGCCUAUUUGUAGAACCGCUGUCAACUGCGCCACUGUCUUCCAGCAACCUCCCGGUCGAAUGAUGUGCGCGAUUGGAACUGACAAUGGAGUGUACAUGUCUGACCUCAGCAACCCGCGUGGUUGGUACAGGGCUAUUCCCAUCAUACGGGUUACACAAGUCGCCGUGUUCGAGGAGUUCAACCUGUUCCUGCUUAUUUCAGAUCGAUCUCUGAUCGCAUACCACCUGGAUGUGGUAUGCCCUGCAAGCGGUGUCACUUCUCAAUCGCAAGACUCUGCCCGUCGUGCUCCACAGAAACUAUCGGGUAACCGCGAAGUAGGCUUCUUUGCUGCAGGUCGCUUAAAGGAUCGCUAUUUGGUGCUGUACAAGAAGCGAGAUGGCUUAUCAUCCACCUUCAAAGUUUUGGAACCUAUCCUGCAAAAAUCAGCCUCCAGCAAAAGCCGGUUCUUCCAGUCACGGCGCUCUCAAACCGAGUUCUUCCGCGAAUAUGAUGAGUUCUAUAUUCCGGCCGAAAGCUAUGGCAUCAACAUGUUUCACUCCUCCCUGGCAAUCUCUACACAUCGCGGCAUUGAGGUUCUCACUUUAGACAAGAAACACUCCUGGUCUGUUCCUGACUUCCGCUCCGCCAACACCGACGCACAAGACACCCUCCACAGCAUCGCCCAGCGUAUCAAGGAUCUUCGACCCCUCGGAAUGUUCCGCCUCAGCGAAAGCGAGUUCCUGGUCGCCUACCAGGAGUGUGCGGUGUACGUCAACAAGCACGGCGACGUCUCACGUAGCGUGGUGAUGGAGUUUGUCGGUAGCGCACACACAGCCUCCUUGCACGGGAAAUUCCUCAUCCUCUUCAACGAAGAUUUCGUCGAAGUCCGAAACGCCAUGAACGGCCGCUUGCGACAGGUCAUUCCGGGCCACAAUGUCGUGCGCCUCGACGAUGGCAGCAAGUUGCCAGGUUCGCUCGGCCAAGCCACCUCUCCUGGCUCUAUGAGUGGGUUCAGCUCGAAUGGUGUCUCGCCCGAUGCUGCUAGCCAUACAGUCAAGAUCUGCAUGCAGCACCCGCAAUACGAGCGCAGUCAGAUCGUCUUAGAGUUGGUCGAGAACGAGGGACAAAAGGAUUAG
Molecule: messenger RNA, 5442 nt
Organism: Penicillium macrosclerotiorum
Lineage: Eukaryota; Fungi; Ascomycota; Eurotiomycetes; Eurotiales; Aspergillaceae
Product: putative Rho guanyl nucleotide exchange factor
Exons: 2
Coding region: 1-5442 (1813 amino acids)
Molecular function (GO): guanyl-nucleotide exchange factor activity
Source: RefSeq, a predicted model, not a curated record